AUAAUCCCGCUUCGACAGGAAAGUCCUCCCAUUCUGCCUUAACUGCUGCCAGUGGAACUUCAGGUGAUCGUCUUACCGGAAAAAAUCCCGAUCGCCAAGAUGGGUUGUGCUAUAGGAACUAUCCGUUACAUCCUUUUCUUCUUCAACUUCCUCUUGGCGCUGUUGGGGUUAGCCAUAUGCGGCACAGGAGUAUAUGUGAUGUAUCAGAAAGACUCGACUUUCAGCGUCGUGUCGCAGGGAAAUGUGGUCAACGUUUCCAACUUGAACACGCCAACGAUGGUGGUCGCGAUCGUUGGGGCUUGCAUCUUCAUCUUCGCCUUCUUCGGGUGUUGCGGAGCGCUGCGGGAGAGUCAUUGCAUGAUCAUCACGUACGCAGUGAUGCUGAUGACUCUCUUCGCAAUACAAGUUGUACUGGCCGCGAUCAUCUACUACUUUCGCAGUAAGGCUCAGGAUUUCGUGAACGAAAAAGUCAGCAAGGCCUAUCUGGAUUACCAGACCCCGAACACUAAGGAGUGGAUCGACCAGCUGCAGACCCAACUCAAGUGUUGCGGCUCCACUGACAACAGAACUCCUUGGAUCACGUUGGGAAUUCAACCUCCGUCCUCUUGCUACCCAGAUAAUGACACGGCCAAGCCGAUCUUCACCGAGGGGUGUGACCCCGCCCUGAUUGACCUGGCGGAAAGCACACUUAGCACCACGGGUGCAAUUGUCAUCAUCGUCGCUGUUGUACAGGUGGUCGGCAUCAUCUUCUCGCUAUGUCUGGCCAGCUCACUUCGUCACCACUCGAAGCAUCGAGGUUAUGCCUAGCCUUCUUCUAGGGCAGGCAGGUAAAUCAAUCGCUUGUCUCUUCAUUUAAUCGAACACAUCACGUUUAACCCAACUGAGAGUUUUAUUUACCAUGUAAAAGCUUUUUUUAAGUAUAUAGAGGUCUAUUUUUUA
Molecule: messenger RNA, 939 nt
Organism: Homalodisca vitripennis (glassy-winged sharpshooter)
Lineage: Eukaryota; Metazoa; Arthropoda; Insecta; Hemiptera; Cicadellidae
Product: leukocyte surface antigen CD53-like
Exons: 5
Coding region: 100-807 (235 amino acids)
Cellular component (GO): membrane
Source: RefSeq, a predicted model, not a curated record